This is a messenger RNA of Hevea brasiliensis (rubber tree), 3237 nucleotides long. RefSeq names its product serine/threonine-protein kinase/endoribonuclease IRE1a. Gene Ontology annotation, biological process: IRE1-mediated unfolded protein response; mRNA processing; intrinsic apoptotic signaling pathway in response to endoplasmic reticulum stress. The transcript has 7 exons. Gene Ontology annotation, molecular function: RNA endonuclease activity; protein serine/threonine kinase activity; ATP binding. The coding region runs from base 271 to 3039 and encodes 922 amino acids. NCBI's taxonomy places the organism in Eukaryota, Viridiplantae, Streptophyta, Magnoliopsida, Malpighiales, Euphorbiaceae. The record is from RefSeq and is a predicted model, not a curated record. Gene Ontology annotation, cellular component: IRE1-TRAF2-ASK1 complex.
UUUUAUGCCCAAACGCGGUAAGCCCACAGAUAAUAUGCUUGUAUAAUCUUUUGGGAGGCGAACCCAGGCCAACUUAGGGGUUGCAGCGCUGAUAGGAGAUCCCAAGAUUUGCAGGUUCAAACAAGCUUGGAAUCUUAAAUUCUAUGCUUGUUUUGAUUCUGUUGGGUUUCCGCUUUUUCUGUCUUUCAUCAGCAUCAACCACCACGGCCACCAUGACCCUGCAAAAAGUUCAUAUGUGAAGCUCUGAAUUUAUUUCUCCAGUACUUGGGAAUGAAACUUCAUUUUCUUUUUUUCUGUUUCUUGUUGCUGUUAAUUUAUGGUUUUUUUAACUCAUACGUUGACGGAUUCAACUCCGAGAGUACCGAGAUUGUGCCUUCGAGUCCUCAAUGGAUUGAUUUCAAGUCCCCUACUCGAGCUGGAGCCCGGUCUCUCAAAUCAUCGUCACAUCUGGAAGAUUCUGCAGAACUAGUUGCGCUCCCUAAUGGAACAAUUUAUUUUGAAGAUACAGCUUCUGGGAAAGUUUUCUGGUCAUUUUCAUCUGGAGCACCAAUAUACUCAUCAUAUCAAGCUCCAUUCCAUCAAGAUAAGGAUAAAGAAAAUGCCUCCGGACCAAGAACUGGAUUCUUUGUAGAUUAUGGAGAUGACUGGCAACUGUAUGCACAUGGAAAACACUCUAGUGGAGUGAAACUUCAAAUGAAUAUUGAAGACUUCAUCAAAAUUACACCACACAUAUCAGAAGAUGGGUCAGUUAUACUUGGAUCUAAGACAACUACAGUGUUUGUGGUUGAAGCUAAGACUGGAAGACUUGUUCACACUUAUAAGUCACUUGAUACUCCAUCCACAUUGCAAAGAGAUGAAGAAGGGAGUGCUUUGCAUGAUGACAAUAAAAAUAAUAAGGAUCUGGUAAUGUCUGGCUCUUCAAGUACUGCUCAAGUCAUAUACAUCACAAGGACAGAUUACACACUGCAAACUUUUGGUUCAAAUUCAGACAAUGUUUCUUGGAAUAUGAAAGUGGCCAUGAUUGAGGCUGCUUUUCUAUGUAAAGAUGUUGAGAACUCAGAAACCACAUUAAACUCUGCUUAUGACCUUGGUUCUGAAAGUGGAAGUGAUUUUGAGGUGUUUUUGUCAUGUCAACCUAGAAGAAUGAUGGUUCGAAGACAAGGUAAGCCACAGUCUUCUUUUGGGGCUGCUCAUGGUGACGAGAAGCUUCCAUUGCCUGCAUCAAAUCUAAUGCUUCCCUCAGAGCCUGGUGUUGACAGAUCAUUAGAGGAUCAUCAUGAAAGAAGGAUGCUUACGGGGUCUGCUUCAAAUCCUGUGCUUGCGUUGGAACCCAAAGUUGAUAAAUUGUCAAAUUUUCAUCCCAAUGAUGGGAGUGAAGGAAUGCUUGCUUUGCCUUAUGAUUCUGGGGUGGUUGAUGUGCAUGAUGCAAGAUUGCUUUAUGAAAAUGUGUUAAACAUGCUCAUUAAGUGGUCGACAGCUUUCAUUUUGAUUGUGGUCAUCAUUCUGUUGGGCUUUAUCUAUCUAGUGGGUAAAGAAAAGAUUGCUUCAGAGAAGCUGUCCAGUAGUAGUAGUUUAAAAGCUUCACCUUCUAAAAGGAAGAAAAGCAAGAAAUCAGGAAAGAAAAAUGGCAGUGUUGAUACAAAGGAUGCAGAUGGAUCAUCUGAAAAUGGGGAUGGACCUGCACUCAGUGAAGAUGAUGACACAACAUUCUUGGACCUUAAUAAACUUGUUGAUAGUGGCACUGAUGGACAUAGAAUUGGCAAGUUAUUUGUAUCAAAUACAGAAAUUGCUAAGGGAAGCAAUGGUACCAUUAUCCUUGAAGGUAUAUAUGAAGGUCGACCUGUUGCUGUGAAACGCCUUGUUCGAACUCAUCAUGAUGUGGCAUUUAAAGAAAUUCAGAAUCUCAUUGCAUCAGAUAGACAUCCAAAUAUUGUUCGUUGGUAUGGGGUGGAGUAUGAUAAAGAUUUUGUCUACCUAUCUUUGGAGCGCUGUACAUGCAGCUUAGACGAUUUGAUUCAGAUAUUUUUUGGUUCCUCUCUAAACCAAAUCUCCGGUGAGGACCAAGCUACUAGAGCCACAAUUGAGUAUAAACGUUGGCUGGAUAAGGUGAAGGGUAUAAUGGAGGACCUUAAUUGGUGGAAAGAAAAUGGCCAUCCAUCACCUCUUCUAUUAGCACUAAUGAAGGAUGUGGUUUCUGGGCUUGUGCAUUUACACGAAUUGGGUAUAAUCCAUCGAGACUUGAAGCCUCAAAAUGUAUUACUUCUUAAAGAAAGAUCUUUAUGUGCGAAGCUUUCUGAUAUGGGAAUCAGCAAGCGUCUUCUUGGGGAUACAUCUUCAUUGGGUUAUAAUGCUACUGGCUGUGGCAGCUCUGGUUGGCAAGCACCAGAGCAGCUUCUUCAUGGACGCCAAACACGUGCAGUUGAUUUGUUUAGUUUGGGUUGUGUCCUCUUUUUCUGUAUUACUGGUGGUAGACAUCCAUUUGGGGAUCGUCUUGAACGUGAUAUCAAUAUUGUCAAAAACAAAGUGGAUCUUUUCUUAGUUGAAUACAUUCCAGAAGCUGAGGAUCUUAUUUCCUGUUUAUUAAAUCCUGACCCUGAAUUGAGGCCAAAGGCAAUAGAAGUGCUGCGCCACCCAAUUUUUUGGAGUUCUGAAAUGAGAUUGUCAUUUCUUCGCGACACUAGUGACAGAGUAGAAUUGGAGGAUAGGGAGUCUGAUUCUGAUCUCUUGAAAGCAUUGGAGAGUACUGCACCUACUGCUCUUGGUGGAAAAUGGAAUGAAAAGAUGGAACCUGAAUUUAUCACUAACAUUGGCCGCUACAGGCGAUAUAAGUUUGAUAGUGUUCGGGACUUGUUGCGAGUCUUGCGAAACAAGUUGAAUCAUUAUAGAGAACUACCCAAAGGAAUUCAGGAGCUUGUUGGACCAGUUCCAGAAGGAUAUGAUAGCUAUUUUGCAAGUCGAUUUCCAAAGCUGUUGAUUGAAGUAUACAAAGUUGUGUGCAGAUUCUGUAGGGAAGAGGAUUGCUUUCAGAAGUAUUUUUAACAGCAAUGGUUAAAAUGUUUGGCCCGUUCUGAUGUCCUGAAAGUGAUGGAUGUAAUUGAAACUCUGUAUAACUGUAAAUACAACUGUAACAUAUAUAUAUAUACAUAUAUAUAUAUUUUAUGAAAAUACAACUGUAAUCUUAACAGUGUAUAAUACUCCAUUUACUAAUCUUAACCUCUGCGCGUAUUAUUUUGUUCA